ACAGUUUUGUGCCCAGGAAUUCCGUAACGUGGACGUGAGGCAUUGUUAUUUAAGAAUGGAAGAGGAUACAGAUUUUAGAAUCCGGUUUAGUUCUUUGUGUUUUGUUACUGAUCAUGUUGGAUUUCGUGGCACUAUAAAAAGCUCACCAAGUGAUUUUGUUGUUAUAGAGAUUGAUGAACAGGGACAGUUAGUUAAUAAGGCACCAAGUAAACUGAUUAGUAAAGUACUACCUGAGCCAAAUAACUUUGCCAAAAAGACAAAACUUGAUCUUCAGAAUUUAUCCUUUGAAGAGGGAAGCAACCAAGAAGUUAGUAUUUUUGCUGGGUGCUCUGGUGCUGAUCAAUAUCAUCAAUCUGGUUCAGAAAGGGAAGAUACUAUCAGUGAUGGGACUUCCAAAGGCGAAGAAGAAACAGUUGAUGUUUUAGGUACCUUGUUAGAUGAAAAAACUAACGAACUACUGAAUCACUUUGCCUGUGAUAUAAAAGAGAAGUGGAAUUCUAAAACUGAGCUAAUUGGAUCAUCUCUUGAAUUCUCAUUAGGCAGAAUCCUUGACAAAAACCAGAGGGCUCUUCUGCACAGUGCUAUUAGGCAGAAAUUUCCUUUUUUAAUAACUGUAGGUAAAAACAGUGAGAUUGUUGUAAAACCAAAUCUUGAGUAUAAGGAACUCUGUCACUUGGUAUCUGAAGAAGAAGCAUUUGACUUUUUUAAAUAUUUGGAUGCAAAAAAAGAAAAUUCCAAAUUUACUUUUAAACCUGAUACAAACAAAGACCACAGAAAAGCUGUCCACCAUUUUGUCAACAAAAAGUUUGGAAACCUUGUGGAAACCAAAUCUUUCCCUGAGCUCAAUUAUAGUGCUGGCAAUCCAAAUGUAGCAAUAACAGUAAGAUUUCGGGAAAAAACACACAAGCACAGGAAGAGGUCUCUUUUUGAAUACCGGGAUCGAAAAGUUAUAUAUACAGUUCUGCAAAUCUUUCUAAUGCCUGAUUUCAUAGAAGUCAGCUGGAUUCUCAUAUCUGUUCUUGCAUUCAGUCUGUUGGAAUUUCUUGUUUUGAAUGAAUCAAAAGAACAAAACUUAGCUUCACACAGCCUUUACGCUACGGAAAGAAAAUCUGGAAAUGUUUGAAGCAGUUGGUUUUUUAGCUAUGAAACUUGGUGUGAUUCCUUCAGAUUUUAGUUAUGCAGGCCUUAAAGACAAGAAAGCUGUCACCUAUCAAGCAAUGGUUGUUAGAAAAGUGACUCCAGAGAGGUUGAAAAAUAUUGAAAAAGAAAUUGAAAAGAAAAGAAUGAAUGUGUUUAAUAUUCGAUCUAUAGAUGAUUCCCUUAGACUUGGUCAGCUCAAAGGAAAUCACUUUGAUAUUGUCAUCAGAAAUUUAAAAAACCAGAUAAAUGACUCUGCAAACCUGAAAGACAGAAUUUUAGAGGCAAUAGAAAAUGUUAAGAAUAAAGGGUUUGUAAAUUACUAUGGACCGCAGAGAUUUGGGAUGGGAAGGAAAGUUCACACUGACCAGAUUGGAUUGGCUUUGCUGAAGAGUGAAAUGGUGGAGGCUGUGAAAUUAUUUCUUACACCAGAAGAUUUGGAUGAUCCUGUAAACAGAGCAAAGAAAUAUUUUCUUCAAACUGAGGAUGCUAAAGGCACACUUUCAUUGAUGCCUGAAUUCAAAGUUCGAGAGAGAGCAUUGUUGGAGUCACUGCAUCGCUUUGGCAUGACGGAGGAGGGUUGUAUCCAGGCGUGGUUCUCUUUUCCCCAUUCUAUGCGCAUAUUCUACGUUCAUGCAUAUAGCAGUAAAAUUUGGAAUGAGGCAGUAUCCUACAGACUUGGAACCUAUGGGUCAAGAGUAGUAGAGGGUGAUUUGGUCUCUUUGGGUGAAGAUGUUGACGAUGAACAUUUCCCAAAUAAUAAAGUUCAUCUAGUAACUGAAGAAGAGGAAUCAGCUAACACAUAUGCAAUACAUCAGGUGGUUCUUCCAGUGCUUGGAUACAAUAUUCAAUACCCGAAGAACAAAGUAGGGCAGUGGUACCAGGAAAUACUUAGCAGAGAUGGACUGCAGACAUGUAGGUUUAAAGUACCUACUCUGAAACUGAAUGUUCCAGGAUGCUAUAGACAGAUAUUGAAAUGUCCCCACAAUGUCUCAUACCAACUAAAGGAAGAACAUGAUACUGAUGUCAAAAUGGAAGGUUCCCACAUUGGUGAAGCAACUUUAUCUCUUUUGAUCUCUUUUGAUCUUGAUGCUUCGUGUUAUGCUACGGUCUGUCUGAGAGAGAUAAUGAAGCAUGACUUUUAGAACCAUUAGCCUUGAUCUAAUCGUAUCUGUCAUUCUUUAGAAGAGAGGGAGCUAAAAUUUCUGGAGCAUCUACCAUUUACCAGGAGCUUUAUAAUUGUUAUCUCCUGUAAUUACAAAACAUCCUGAGGAACUAGGAAUUUGAUGCUGAUGUUCCAGAGGACAUAGAGCUAGUAAGUGGCAGCAUUUGAAUUUAAGACUGCAAAGCUUAUGUUCCUUCUAUGAUCUAAUGUUUCAGUGACCUUUAUUCUGUGCUAUAAAGUUUACAAUCUUUCUGGACUAUUCAGAGCAUAUAAUACUGCAAGGUAACAUGUAAAAAAAAACAUGUUUGGAGUAAUGUUGAUAUCCUCUACUUGCUUAGAAUGUAGAUGAAACUAGAUUUUAAUGAAAGCGUAUGAUUAGAGAGAAAGAUAAAUGAAGCAUUUUGUUAAUUAUUAUUGUCAUUCUCCAUUUUUUAAAUCAUUUAUCAGAAUAAUACAUUAGGGAAAUAUAAUUUCUAUUAUGGUAGCUACCCCGGGGUAUUUACCUCUUUAUGAGAUAAAUAAUCUUCGGUGAAGAUUGAAAUAAAAUUUUUCAUACAAUUUC
Molecule: messenger RNA, 2864 nt
Organism: Lynx canadensis (Canada lynx)
Lineage: Eukaryota; Metazoa; Chordata; Mammalia; Carnivora; Felidae
Gene: PUS7L
Product: pseudouridine synthase 7 like
Exons: 10
Coding region: 1116-2282 (388 amino acids)
Biological process (GO): pseudouridine synthesis
Cellular component (GO): nucleus
Molecular function (GO): pseudouridine synthase activity; RNA binding
Source: RefSeq, a predicted model, not a curated record